This is a messenger RNA of Magallana angulata, 2455 nucleotides long. RefSeq names its product glutamate--cysteine ligase catalytic subunit-like. The coding region runs from base 135 to 2126 and encodes 663 amino acids. Gene Ontology annotation, molecular function: glutamate-cysteine ligase activity. The record is from RefSeq and is a predicted model, not a curated record. Lineage: Eukaryota; Metazoa; Mollusca; Bivalvia; Ostreida; Ostreidae. Gene Ontology annotation, biological process: glutathione biosynthetic process. The transcript is spliced from 16 exons. Gene Ontology annotation, cellular component: glutamate-cysteine ligase complex.
AGAUCGCGCAUGCCCGCCCGACCGUCAUCCAAAUAUAAACAUUAGAGCACGUUAUUAUUUACACUAUGGGUUUUUAGAAGCAAGCUGACUGUCAGAGCCACACACUUCGGGAAUUUUGUGAAUUUUCAAUAAAUAUGGGUUUACUGUCCGAGGGCUCUCCACUGGACUGGCCGGAAACGAAAGCCAAGGCAGAUCACGUGCGGAAACAUGGCAUCAAGCAAUUUAUCAAUCUGUACCACAAACUUCAGGACCGAACCAAAGAUGUCCUUUACUGGGGUGACGAGAUAGAGUAUAUGUUGGUCAAACUGAACAAUGAGCAGAAGAAAGCCCAGCUGGCCCUGUGUGCUGAACCUAUCCUGAAGACACUACAGAAGGCGGAGAACGACAACCCCAAGAACCAUCCCACAACAUGGAGACCCGAGUAUGCCAAUUAUAUGGUGGAGGGCACCCCCGGGAAACCUUACGGAGGAAUGAUGGCUCAUUUCAAUGUAGUCGAGUCCAACAUGAGACUCAGAAGAGAGGAAAUUCAGAAAUGGUGUGGGAAGGACAUAGUCCCUCUGUGUCUGACUUCUUUUCCCAGAACUGGAAGUCCUGGAUUCACUGACCCGGAACAUCCACCCACACCCUCUGAUGGAGCCUCCCACUCACUCUUCUAUCCGGAUCAGGCCAUCUUCCCCGGACAUCCACGAUUUAAAACAUUAACCAGAAACAUUCGUCAGAGAAGGAAUAAAAAAGUAGCAAUAAACAUUCCAGUGUACAAGGACAAGAACACAAGGUCGCCUUACCUGGACGACUUCGAGGCCCUGGGGGACGAUGGAGAGGCUCGGGCGGGGGCCAAGCCUGACCACAUCUACAUGGACUGUAUGGGCUUUGGGAUGGGCUGUAGCUGUCUUCAAGUCACGUUCCAGGCCUGUAACAUCACCGAGGCUCGGACACUGUACGACGAGCUGGCCCCACUCUGCCCUAUCAUGCUGGCCCUUAGUGCUGCUGCUCCUAUAUUCCGCGGCCAUCUUGCUGAUAUUGAUGCGAGGUGGACAGUUAUAUCUCAGUCUGUUGACGAUCGGACGGACGAGGAGAGAGGAGAGAAGCCUUUAAAAGAGAACAAGUUUGUGAUCAAUAAAUCCCGCUACGACUCGAUCGACAGUUACCUUUCGCCCUGUUACCGAUGUUGUAAUGACCUUGACCUUGUUUAUGAUCAUGACAUCUACAAGGAACUCAUCGCAGCCAAUGUCGACGAGCCUCUCUCCAAACACAUCGCUCACCUGUUCAUCAGAGACCCUGUCUCACUGUUCAGUGAAAAAGUCAACCAGGAUGACGAAAAAGAUACAGACCACUUUGAGAAUAUCCAGUCCACUAAUUGGCAGACCAUGAGGUUUAAACCUCCUCCCCCCAACAGUAACAUCGGAUGGAGGGUGGAAUUCAGACCAAUGGAGGUCCAGUUGUCUGACUUUGAGAAUGCAGCCUACACAGUGUUCAUUGUCCUCCUGACUCGGGUCAUCCUGACGUACGGUCUGAGCUUUGUGAUCCCGAUAUCUAAGGUUGAUGAAAACAUGAAAACAGCUCACAAUAAAGAUGCAGUCCUCAAUGACAAAUUCUACUUCCGGAAAGAAAUCUUCACAGACUGUACCCCCGAGGAGUUCACCAAGUGUAUGCCCGAGUGCUGCUCCGAGUCCAAAUGUCAGACCAAAACCGAGGACCAGUGUCAAUUAAUGAGCAUCGAUGAAAUCAUCAAUGGCAGCGCUGACUUCCCUGGAAUGAUUCCUCUCAUCAACCAAUACCUAAACAGUAUGGAGGAUAUGGAUCUGGACGUGGACACCAGAUGUACGAUAUCCAACUAUCUCAACCUGAUAUCUCACCGAGCCUCAGGUAAGUCGGAGACCACUGCCCGGUGGAUGAGGACAUUUGUGCUGCACCACCCGGACUACAAACAGGACUCGGUGGUGUCUGAUCGCAUUAACUACGACCUGAUGAAGGCUUGCAUCGACCGCAGCAAGUGCUGCAUGUCUGCUACCAAGACCAACCUGACGAUUCCCGAGGCCCUCAUCAAGUCGGAGAACUAUCUCAACAAGAAGAACCCGUUCACUUACACCAACACCAUGCGGGAGGACAUGGUCAACGGGGAGUAAGGAGCCACCCUCACUGACCACUCUCCAUCACCGACCACUCAGAUCAGCCAAUCAAUGACUGCGGGUCGUCGGAAAAACUGUAGCAUUGUUAUACACAAAACUUGAUAAUUAAAAAGUGUUGAACUGUUUAUAUAAGAAAUCCUAUUGAUACAAUCCCUGUUCUUUGUAAUGGUGUUGACACAGAAAGGUUUGGUUAGUAGGUAAUUAAUAUCACUGAAAUGUCAGUUAUUGGAUCCAAUUUUAAUAUUCUUUAUGAGAGAUUUUUUUAUAUGGAAAUGUCUAUAUUUCAGUGAAAAUUAAAGUACAAUUAUAUAAAUUGAUAAUCUUCA